This is a messenger RNA of Drosophila ficusphila, 2390 nucleotides long. RefSeq names its product gametogenetin-binding protein 2-like. The transcript is spliced from 4 exons. The record is from RefSeq and is a predicted model, not a curated record. Bases 271 to 2283 code for a protein of 670 amino acids. Gene Ontology annotation, cellular component: cytoplasm; nucleus. Lineage: Eukaryota; Metazoa; Arthropoda; Insecta; Diptera; Drosophilidae.
GGCAACCCUGAUCCAUUUUAAUGGCGACCGGACCGACUAGCCUACUACGUGUUUGACAUAAAAAUACUUUUGUAGCUGAUUCUCGAGAGUUCACCGAGCCACUUGAACUAGAUAGUUGUUAACACAGUUUGUUGAUCCGUGCUCUACUGCCAUAUCCUUGUUGAACCCCGUUUCCCAAGCCCGGACCUCUGGAGAAAAGUGUGUCUGUGUCGCAAAGUGCCUGAAAUUUCGCCUUGCCUUGUCGCUGGCUCUUGAAGUCGAAUACCCAUAAUGGCGAGACUUACAAAGGUCUACAACACGGACGACGACGACUCCGGUUACGUCGGCCGCAGGAAUUUGCCCCUGGUGGCUGGUGAUAAGUUAAUGAUGCUCAUGGACCUGAAUAGCAAAGGACUGGUGAUCGACAGCCCGCUGAUCCGCGGCCGUGACCUGGAGGAGUUCUCACGCAAAUUUAAACUGCUCACAGAGGCCGAGCGCCGAAAGUCGCUGGAGAUCGACAGCGCUAGCUUUAUGGCAGUCCUCAAUCAGUGUGUGCAGUGCGUCGGCUGUCGGAGACGCGUGGAGCGAUUGUUUCACCAAUUGACCGAGACGGGAUACCGAACGCUCGACCCGCUGGAGCUGCGCCCCUCCGCCACGCUGAGCAUCGUCGAGGAGAAGCUGAAAACGCCGCAAGCCCUGGGUACGCUGCUCUACCGGCAUCACGAGGUGCUUAACAACCUGUUGGACAAUAAACUGCGAAACAAGACGCGCUGCGUCUUACACUCGCUGGACGCCUUUCGCGCCAAACCCUUCUCGGAGACUUGGCGCGAGGUGUGGUCCGCCAUGAAGAGCAGCUGCCGCAACGAGCUGACCAUCAUCGAGACCAAGGAACUGCACGACGUACUGGAAAACUACCUGAAGAAGCACAAGUUCUGUUCCGGGUGCCGAACAAAGAUUGAGCGCGCCUACAAAAUACUCAUUGGUGAGAUAUCGGGCAAGGAGAAGGGUUACUCAGCCCAGCUGUACGCCCACAUCCGCAAGUGCGUGCCCGACCAGCACAUCCACGUGAGCACCAACAAAAUAGAGUUCCUGGACGCACUGAUCAAGCGCGCCGAGCCCGAGGUAAACGGCAGCUACUCAAAGCUGCGCGAGCGCCACGCCAAGACGCUGGAGAUUGCGCAUCAGGAGGUGCUGACCUGCGUGGGCAUGAUAAUGUACGAACGACUGCGUCGCAUUUACGUGAGUCUGCGGGAGGAGGAGCGCGCCUGUCAGGUGCUGGCCGCUGUGGGCGUUCACGCCCUCUGCCGCAGCUUCGACACGUUCGUGGAGCAGAAGCAGGGAAUCAGCAACCUGGAGCUGCUCUACCAGGAGAUCAGCCGGGCAGAGCGGGCCAAGCAGAUUAAGCGUGAGCAGAAGAAGCUCAAGAAGAAGAAGAAGAAGGACGAGAAGAAGAACAUGAUGCACCGCCAGUGCGAUGACACUGAGGCCAACGAGUCCGACGAAGAAGAAGAGGAGGAGGAGGACUUAGCGAAGGAGGAGAUAGAUCCAGAGGAGGAAGAAAACCAAGAGCAGCAUGUGGAACUAAGCGAUCCAGGUGCGGACGAUGGCAUUGUCAUAGAGGCAGUACUUCCGGAAUCGGAACCCGAGCCCACGUCCAAGCCAACGAAAUCGAAACCGAAGAAGCAAGCGAAGAAAAAGAAGCAGAAGCCAGCGCCCUCCCAGAAAGCCGGUAAACGAAAGCACGUGCAGAAUUCGGCUAGCAUUCAACCGCAGGACGACGAGCACCUCGAAGUGGCCAGCUUCAUGUCGUCGACUGUUGCCAAGUCGGAGGGUGACGACAAGUGUACGGAGUGCCUGGCUCCAAUGCCAGACUGCCCGUGCGAGCAGGACGUGCGCGAUUCCGGCUACGGCAGCGACCCCACCUCGCAUGCCGACUCUCGGACCUCCAGCGCGGUUUCCUCGCCGGAGGGCUCGGAGGUGUCCUGCUCGGACGGGCUGUGUAAUCACGACGGCCCCCACGAUGAGGACUCCGACGUCUCGGACCUGCUGUUCUAUGGUCAUCAGUCGCAGUUGGAUCACAAAUUUUCAUUGUUGCAGAUGUGGGACGACUUCGACGAAUACGACGACAAAGACGAGGAGAGCUAUUACAUUCCGCAGGAGGUGGUACUGGCCUUCAAGUGCCACCAGGAGCAGGUGCAGCAACAGCGGGAGCAGCUCCGUGCCAAGCUGCGCGCCAAUUUCGAGCGCUUGUGCCUGCAGCGCGGCGUGCAGCUGCCCUGUGUGGCCAUUAAAAAAACGCAUUAAACCGUUGUAGUUAUUCAGUCGAGCGCGGCGAUUUUUCAAAAUGCGCCCGCAUGCAUUCAAAGUACAUAUAAUUUUUUGUUUUUGAAAUAAAUGAAGUAUACAAGUUA